CAUAUAGCCACUCCGUUUACCGUAACCUAGCUUGGAACCGCCAAGAAUAUGAAAACAUCACUUCAUCAGUUCAUCAUGGCGGACAGGAGCAGGCAGAUUGUAUUUUCAUCAAUCCUGGAGUCACGUAUGUUGAAACAGGAGGGAUUACUGAUGGCCAGCAGCUUUAGAGUGGUCAUGAGACAGGUCAGGUGGUGCGAGGCACCACUUGCUGCAGGCCUUUUAUGUAUGUACCGAUAUGAUGCAGGGAGGGUGGUACAACUUCUGCGCCACUGUACUGCUGGCAGUGACCUGAAUGUCCACACCAGGCGUGGCACUCAGAGAGGCUGGAGCGAGGGGAGAGGACCGAGGGGAAGAGGUGGAGCGAGGGGAAGAGGUGCAAGACGACGGGCCCCUUCUCGGUCUCUCUUACCACCACAUGCUUCCGAACCCGAACCUCAUGACCCUGUUCCCUCUCCUGACCCUAACCAUUACAUAAAUGUAAGACCCCCCUCCCAAUAUCCUCCCCAACAUCAGCCCCAAUAUCCUCCCCAACAUCUGCCCCAAUAUUCUCCCCAACAUCUGCCCCAAUAUCCUCCCCAAAAUCUGCCCCAAUAUCCUCCCCAACAUCUGCCCCAAAAUCCUCACCCAACAACUCGUCCUCCCCAACAACGUCCCGUCUCGCCAUUCCAAGGGCGAGACAUGUUUUGUAAUCCCCCAAAUUUUAGUUAGGUACCCCCAAGUAGGUAAAAUUCUGAACAGGAACUAAUUUUUUGUAAAUAGUGCUAAAUUUUGAUUAUAUGAGAAUGACUUUGCUUUUUCAAAUAUAUUAUUCACUCUGGAACUGGCAAAUGCCUGAUGAUGUGCAUCUUAGUUGCAGUGUACACGGCAGUGUCCAGGCAUUUUAGAUUGUCUCACUUUUUUAUUAUUAGUCUCGGGUAGGGUACGAUAAGCGGACCUGGUUUUUUAUAUCGAAAUUGGCAAACGAUAUUACUU
This is a messenger RNA of Homalodisca vitripennis (glassy-winged sharpshooter), 972 nucleotides long. RefSeq names its product circumsporozoite protein-like. Lineage: Eukaryota; Metazoa; Arthropoda; Insecta; Hemiptera; Cicadellidae. The record is from RefSeq and is a predicted model, not a curated record. The transcript is spliced from 3 exons. The coding region runs from base 49 to 708 and encodes 219 amino acids.